Messenger RNA from Alternaria infectoria, 1062 nucleotides. RefSeq lists its product as uncharacterized. Gene Ontology annotation, biological process: proteolysis. Lineage: Eukaryota; Fungi; Ascomycota; Dothideomycetes; Pleosporales; Pleosporaceae. The transcript has 2 exons. The record is from RefSeq and is a predicted model, not a curated record. Gene Ontology annotation, molecular function: serine-type endopeptidase activity. The coding region runs from base 1 to 1062 and encodes 353 amino acids.
AUGCCCAUGUAUAAGGGCGACUCUUAUAAGGCGAAGAAGACAGAACGACGCGUAAAGAUCGCUGUACUCGACAGUGGCGUGGCUAAGAGCGCCACCCAGGGCCGAGUUCCGCAUCUGAUGAAGAGUCCACGAGUGAAAUUAGGAAAGCAGCUAGAUCCGUCUCUGCCCUGGAACUGUGACAGCAAAGGCCAUGGUACCCAUGCUGUCGGUGUGAUCCUCACUGUCUGCCCGUACGCAGACGUGUAUGUAUACAGGGUCUGCGAAGGUACCGAAGCAAUCGACAGGAAGUACGUAGCGGAGGCCAUCAAUGACGCUGUCGAGAAGAAGAAGGUCGACAUCAUUAGUAUGAGUCUAGGCUGGAACGAGGACAGUGAUUACGAACUUCGAGCGGCGAUUAGACGUGCUAGAGCUAGCAAUGUUCUACUCUUCGCGGCGAGCUCGAACGAAGGCAUCCGAACGAAAGCCGGCAUGUCGUAUCCAGCUCGAGCUUUGGAAGUUAUCGCCGUCGAUGCAGCAGAUGUUCAUGGUAACCCGUCCAAGUUCAAUCCUCCACAAGUCAGCCACAAAGCCAGAUUUACUGCCUUGGGCGAAGCAGUAAGGUCUGCGUACCCUACACACCUUCCUUCUGAGGAUCCACAUGAGGGGUGGAAGAGAAUGGUAGGAACAUCCUGUGCCACUCCUAUCGCCGCCGGCAUUGCGGGACUAGUACUAGAAUUUGCCCGUCAACGACCGCUUUGCUUCGAGCCUGCCAUCGAAACCUACCUAAAGUCCGUAGAGGGUAUGAGACUGAUCUUGACGAAAUGCCUAUCGCUCAAGUAUGCAGACGCUUCACCUUUCAACCAUCUCGAUCCGACGAUAUUAUUCCAUUGUACCGAAAGAUACGAUGACGGUGGUAGCUUUUCCGAAUCUAUGUGUCCGCGACACAACGCAGCAUACAACAUCGUGUCGAGGCUUCGCGAAGAGUUCUCGCAGGAUAUAGGCGACCAGAUGCUGACGGCAUUGCAGAUGGAAUUGCAAAAAGAAUGGGCUAUACGCGUUCAGAGUGGAUCAGAAGAGAAUUGA